CACAAGAAUCACCGAUGAGAAGUUCCAAAAUUUGAAAAAAAAAAAAAAAACAUGUUUUUUUUUUCGGUUACACUACGAAUUUUCCUUUUACUUCCCUUCAAUUCCAUUAAUUUCCUGCAUUCUUCUGCUCGUCUUGUCCUUCUCUCCUGCCAGAAAACCGACCCCAUUAAUGUCUUGAGAGGAAUUCCACCUCCCACAGGCAGUAAAUGCUUUAGGGCUGUGUCUUCUACGGCCUCCUUCAACAACCUCCAUAAAUGCAGUUCACUUCCUCUAGUUCCACACGCAUUAAUUGAAGAACAAGAACAAUUAACUACGGAUAAUAGUUUCUCUUCUGCUUCUCUUCUCUGAGUUUGUCUCCGAGUAUUCCUUCGUGCACAGUUCUUUACUUUCCUAGAGACUACCUGGAACUUGUUCGAGAGUAAAGAGACAUUAUCUGGAUCACCAAGUUUUGCUUUUUUAUUCGGGCUCACUUAUUUGGCCAAAUUGUUGGGAGCAUUCAUCAUUUUCCGUGAAAAAGGCGCCCUUUUGAGUUUUCCAAGAGUUUAUCUUUCAUUGUUUGUUAUUUUCUUGGAUUUCAGCGAAUUUGGAUAACCAGAGUCUUGGGAGCAUCUAAGGGUGAAUAUGAUGUCGAUUUCGGGAGUUUUUUUUUCCUGCGCAGGUCAUUUACUUGGAAGCACGUUCUUUUCGGCGUGAAUUUUUACUAUAGAAGCUCCAUUUCAUGACUUUGCUUAAGAAUCUUUAAUGGCUCUGUUUCUGUAUUCCUUAAAAUUGAAUUGUGACGCUUUAUUUCCAGGGUUUUUGUUGACCUGUUUGUGAUCGUAGAGUCUAGUGCUUCGAAUUUGUACAAUGGGGUAUUUGUGGUCGUUGCUUCUAGUGGUUUUGUUCAUUCCAAGCACUUAUGAAUUACAAAGUUCAGAAACCCAAGUUUUACUGCAGCUAAUAAAGCAGUUGGGCUACCCUUCCUCAUUGCAAAUUUUGGAAAAUUACGAUGGAGAUUUCUGUAGCCUAUCUUCUUCUACACGGAUGAGCAUCUCAUGCCAGGACAGUUCGGUUACUGAGCUCAAAAUAAUGGGAAAUAAGCUUGCCAAGGUCAGUGGGUUCAAUGGAUUUGCAAUUCCCAAUAAGACUUUAUCCGAAAGUUUCUCCAUUGAUUCCUUUGUCACCACGUUGACAAGGCUACGCAGCUUAAGGGUUCUUAGUUUAGUGUCUUUGGGGAUUUGGGGAUCACUUCCGGAUAAGAUUCAUAGGCUAUCUUCGCUUGAAUUUUUGGACUUGAGCUCAAAUUUUAUGUACGGUUCAAUUCCACCGGCAAUAUCUAGAUUGAUGAAGCUUCAGACAUUAGUACUGGAUGGAAAUUAUUUCAACGAAACUGUCCCUGGUUGGCUGGACUCAUUUUCAAACCUCACCAUUCUAUGUUUGAAGAAUAAUGGAUUGAAGGGUCGGAUUCCUCUUUCAGUAGGCAAAAUUAAGACACUCAGUUAUCUUGCUCUGUCCCACAAUGAACUUUCUGGCAAAUUGCCUGAUUUGAGUACUUUAACCAAGCUACAUGUUUUGGAUUUAAGAGAGAACCAUUUAGAUUCUGAACUACCAAUGAUGCCCAAAGUGUUGGUUACAGCGCUACUGAGCAAGAACUCAUUCUCAGGCAAGAUUCCUGAGCAAUUUGGUAAAUUGGGUCAGCUUCAACACCUUGAUCUAUCAUUCAACCAUCUGAGUGGAACUCCUCCAUCUACGUUGUUCCAUUUACCAAAUGUCAGCUAUUUGAAUUUAGCUUCCAAUAUGUUCAGCGGCUCACUGCCAAAUGAGUUAACUUGUGGUGGCAAACUUGGGUUUGUUGAUAUAUCUAGUAACAAGUUGAUAGGUGGGCUUCCAUCUUGUUUGAGAAGUACUUCGGGUAAGGUAGUUGUUAAAUUUGGUGGAAAUUGUUUGUCCAUUGAUUCGCAACAUCAGCAUCAAGGAUUAUAUUGUAGAGAAGCCCUUAACGGGGGUAAACAAUCCAGAGGAAGAGAUAUAGCGGUAGUAGUUGGUGUCAUCAUUGGAGCUUGUCUUGUUACAGUGCUUUUUGUACUCGGGGUUCUAUUAUUGUUUAAAAAAUGCCGUUCAAAAAGAACACGCGAGCAGCAUAUAUUGCCAAAGAUUGUGCACGAGAAUAUGCCGUCUGGGGUUUCCUCCGAACUCCUUGCCAAUGCCAGGCUCAUUUCUCAAGCAGCAAAGCUAGGGACACAAAGUGCCCUGGUUCAUCGAUUGUUUGCCUUUGAAGAGUUGAAGGAAGCGACAAACGGCUUUGAUUCGUCUAGGUGUCUUGGUGAAGGCUCAAUGGGGAAGCUUUACAGUGGGCGAUUGGAGAACGGGACCUUUGUAGCCAUACGAUCUCUAUCUUUGGGGAAAAGAUGCUCAAUUCAAAACCUUAAAGUUCGGCUUGAUCUGCUCUCUAAGCUUCACCAUCCACAUUUAGUUGGCCUCUUGGGUCAUUGCAUUGAUGAUAGUGGACAAGAUGAUUCUGGUGCCAACCAAGUUUUUCUUAUAUAUGAAUAUGUUCCUAAUGGAAAUUACCAUACCUAUCUGUCAGAAAGUUUUCCAGAGAAAGUUCUUAAAUGGUCAGAUAGACUUGGAAUUUUGAUUGGAGUUGCGAAGGCUGUUCAUUUUUUACAUACUGGAGUAAUCCCUGGUUGUUUCAAUAACCAACUAAAGACAAACAAUAUAUUGCUUGAUGAGCAUCAGAUUGCUAAGCUAAGUGACUAUGGGAUGUCAAUCAUCACAGAGGAAAUUGAAAAACAGCAGGCGAAGGGAGAAGGCCCAAAAUCACGCCAUCAAACAAAUGUACAGGAUGAUGUUUACAACUUUGGAUUUAUAUUGCUCGAAUCACUCGUUGGGCCUGUAGUGACUGGAAAAGAAGCAUCAUUUCUCCUAAAUGAAAUGGCAUCCUUUGGCAGUCAGAACAGCCGAAGGAGGAUUGUGGAUCCUGUUGUUUUGACUACUUGCUCACAGGAAUCAUUAUCGAUUGUGAUAUCCAUCACGAAAAAGUGCAUAUCUCCGGAACCAUCAUCUCGACCCUCUUUUGAAGAUGUCCUUUGGAACUUACAGUAUGCAGCCCAAGUCCAGGCCACUGCCGAUGCCGAUGCUGAUCAGAAAUCAGAUUCUACAUCAUAGUUGCAAGUUUACAGGUAUGCCUGCAUUUGGGCUGCCUUUCGUUAUCACAAGAAGAAAUGUAAAGUUGUAAAUGCCUAUUUUGUUUGCUUGACCUUAUGCUACUGAAAUUUGGUAGAAAAGUGCAUUCACCUUGUAAGCAGGAAUGGUGAUGGGCACUAGGGCAUCGAUUGUAUGAUACAUAUAUAUAUAUAUAUAUAUAUAUAGCCCUGCAGUAUAAUAAUAACGGCUAAGAAGGGUUUGCUUCAAA
Molecule: messenger RNA, 3394 nt
Organism: Carya illinoinensis
Lineage: Eukaryota; Viridiplantae; Streptophyta; Magnoliopsida; Fagales; Juglandaceae
Product: probable inactive leucine-rich repeat receptor-like protein kinase At3g03770
Exons: 7
Coding region: 847-3147 (766 amino acids)
Biological process (GO): protein phosphorylation
Molecular function (GO): protein binding; protein kinase activity; ATP binding
Source: RefSeq, a predicted model, not a curated record